Molecule: messenger RNA, 819 nt
Organism: Phalaenopsis equestris
Lineage: Eukaryota; Viridiplantae; Streptophyta; Magnoliopsida; Asparagales; Orchidaceae
Product: WEB family protein At3g51220-like
Exons: 2
Coding region: 118-819 (233 amino acids)
Source: RefSeq, a predicted model, not a curated record
CAUUAUCUUCCUAAACAAAAUCCUCAAGAGACUUAACAAACUUCCCACUUCACCAUCACCCCUUCCCUCUUCCCCCCCUUAUUAAUCCAGCACCCAUUGAACGAUUUACAUGCAUUGAUGAAUGUAAUGGAGAUGGAGAGGGAGGUUGAAGACGACGAUGAUGCUCUCAUGGCGAGAGCCGAGAUCGAUACAAGCGCUCCUUUUCGGUCCGUGAAGGAAGCCGUUUUGUUGUUUGGGGAGAAGGUCUUGGCUGGGGAGAUUGCUAAUAAGCUCAACGAGAUGAGGGUGACAGGAAACAGGAAUGAGCAGAGCGGCUCUCGCUUUGCCUCCCUUGCAGCAGAACUAGAAGAAACAAAACAAAACCUUGAGAAAGCAGAAGAAGAAAGAUUAGAAAUGGCAAACUACCUCACCUCUCUGAUACAAGAGCUAGAGGAAACAAAGACAGAGCUCAAACAACUGAAAGCUAGAGAUUUGGAGAAGCCAAGCAUAGAUCCAGAGAUUGAAGACAUCAAAUUUGUAGAAAAUACAACAGAAAUUGAGAUCGAAGGACCAGUAGUCAAGGAAGAUAUUGGAACUCAAAGAAAGAAGUAUGUCAAAUUCGCCAACCCACCAUCUCUGGCAAGAGUCAUGAGCACCGAGGAGCAAGUUUUGGAUAGAAAAUUCUCGAAUGGAAGGGAAACAUUACAGAUGAGAAAGAAACAGAAGAAGAAGAAGAAGAAGCCACUUCUGCCUUUAAUCGUAUCGGUGUUUUUGAAGAAGAAGAAGAGCCAGCAAGGUGAAGCACCAGUUCGAGCUCAUGGGAUGCAGACAGCUGUAUGA